Molecule: messenger RNA, 3424 nt
Organism: Nymphaea colorata (pocket water lily)
Lineage: Eukaryota; Viridiplantae; Streptophyta; Magnoliopsida; Nymphaeales; Nymphaeaceae
Product: pentatricopeptide repeat-containing protein At2g27610
Exons: 1
Coding region: 263-2854 (863 amino acids)
Biological process (GO): RNA modification
Molecular function (GO): RNA binding; protein binding; zinc ion binding
Source: RefSeq, a predicted model, not a curated record
UUUUCAAAAGUUUGAAUUGUAUUUAUAUCAGCAGAUACAGGCCCAUGCAAACUGAUUUUUAGCGACACAUUCGAAGACAAAUUGUUCCUUUCUGAUACAUUGUGCUUCUAGGCUGAAUUUCGUGGCUUUACACCGGAACUGCGAUCGCCAUGACCAGCGCACAAGGAAGAACUAGCAUGAUCCCAUGCCAAGUAGUCCAAAAGGACGCUUUGCUUCCUCAUAUCUGAUGACGAUUCCAUUUUCUGCAACAUAGAACUGAUCCAUGGUGGUUCGCUACAUUCUCCAUCGACCGACCACGAUGAGAAAACUCCAACUGCAUCUUUCCCUUCACCAUCUGCAACCGCGGGGCUCAGCGAUGGUUCAUUGUUCCACAAUUACGUUCCCGGCAAACAAAAUGUUCGACAAUAUGACUCCGGAAGCUCACCCUCCUUGGAACCACAUUCUCUUCGAAUACUCUCGGCGAAAUCUGUUUCAAGAAGUGCUGAGUCUCUUCUUCCACAUGCGUAGGUCGGAUGUUUCUCCUGAUUCGUUGUGUCUCUCUUCUGUAUUGAAGGCAUGCUCGAGUCUGUCGGACCCCAUUGCCGGUGGCCAAGUGCACAGUUACUGCGUGAAGUCCGGGCAUGAUUCUGGUGUGAGCGUGGGCACUGCACUUGUGGACAUGUAUAUGAAAUGUGGGAGUGUAAAUGAUGCGCAACAGGCAUUUCAUGAUAUGCCCGAAACGAACGUGGUGACAUGGACGACGUUGCUUGCUGGAUACGUUCAGAAUGGCUGUCCAGAAAUAGCGUUGGAAUUCUUCAUUCGAAUGCAUGAGGAGGACUUGAAGCCCAAUCAUUUCACCUUUGCAACUGUCUUAGCGGCUUGCGCAGACCUUGGUGCAGUGCAAGCUGGGAGUAACAUACAUUCCCUGGUACUGAAACUUGGGUUCAGUACGACUCUGUUUGUGGGCAACUCUUUGCUGAACAUGUACUCAAAAUGUGGUCUAAUUUCUGCAGCACAAAUGGUUUUUGAUGGACUGUCGAACAGGAGUUCUAUUUCUUGGAAUGCUAUGCUCACUGGACUCGUACAGAAUGGGUUUCAUGCGGAAGCUCUGGAGAUUUUCCAUCAGAUGAGAAUGGACGGUGUACAGCUCACUCAGGCAACAUUCACAACGCUCAUAAAAGCUUGCGCUGACAACAGAGAAUUAGGUUUCACAAGACAGCUGCAUUCAUGUGCACUUAAAACUGGAUUUGCUUCAGAUACCAGCACUUUAACUGGACUCGUGAUUGCUUAUGCAAAGUGCAAGCAAAUGGAGGUUGCCCAUGGAUUGUUCUCCCUGGUGCCUGAAGUACAAACUGUGGUUUCAUGGACUGCAAUGGUUGGUGGCUAUUUGGAAAAUGGCAUGACUGAGCAAGCACUACAUGGCUUCAGAAAGAUGUGGAGAGAAGAUAUCAAGCCAAAUGAGUUCACAUUCUCCACGAUUCUUACUGCUGCCCCUCUUUUGACACCUUCUCAGUUUCAUGCGCAAGCCAUCAAAGCCGGUUAUGAGAGCUCGCCAAAAGUGGGGACUGCGUUAUUGACUGCGUAUGUUAAGCUAAGUUGCAUGGAGGAGGCAGCAAAAAUUUUCAGUUUAAUGGAUGAAAAGGAUACAGUUUCUUGGUCAGCAAUGAUUACGGGUUAUGCACAAAUAGGGGAUUCAGAAGGUGCUGCAAGGCUUUUCCGCAGAAUGACCCAACAAGGAGUAGAACCAAAUGAGUUCACGUUUUCCGGCGUGCUUAAUGCAUGUAGCAGCCCAACUGCAGCAGUGGAACAGGGGAAACAGCUUCAUGGACUUGUGAUCAAAUCCUGCCUUGAUAAUGCCAUUUGCGUGAGCAGUGCCUUAGUUACCAUGUAUGCAAGACGUGGGGACAUUGACCAUGCCUACAAGUUGUUCGUGAGGCAAACUGAAAGGGACAUAGUUUCGUGGAAUUCAAUGAUUUCAUGUUAUGCUCAACAUGGCCGCGGUAAGAAAGCCCUUGAGGUCUUCUCUGAAUUAGAGAAUGAAGGCUUGCAGUUGGAUGGAAUCACCUUUGUUGGCGUCCUCACUGCAUGUAAUCAUGCAGGUCUUGUAGACGAAGGCUGUCGUUAUUUCAAGUCCAUGACUAGCAUCUACCAUGUCCAUCCAACAAUGGAACAUUAUGCUUGCAUGGUCGACCUGUACAGUCGAGCAGGUCAACUUGAAAGUGCCAUGAAUCUUAUAAAUGAAAUGCCUUUCCCAGCAGGUCCUACUGUUUGGCGGACACUCUUAGGCGGCUGCAGAAUACAUCGUAAUCUGAAACUAGGAGAACUAGCAGCCGAUAAACUCAUGUCACUUGAGCCUCAUGACUCGGCCGCAUAUGUCCUGUUAUCGAACAUGUAUGCUGCAGCAGGAAGAUGGGAAGAAAGAGCCAAGGUCAGAUGUCUAAUGGAAGAGAGAGCAGUUAAGAAAGAGGUAGGUUAUAGCUGGAUCGAGGUGCAACAUCAGAUCCAUGCAUUCACAGCCUCUGAAAGAUUUCAUCCCAUGAAAGAUCAGAUAUAUAAGAAGCUAGAUGAACUUGGUUCUCAGUUAAAGCGUGAAGGAUAUUGUCCUGAUACAAAUUUCGUACUUCAUGAUCUAGAAGAUGAACAAAAGGAGCAAAUUUUGGCUCACCACAGUGAAAGACUUGCGAUAGCGUUCGGACUUAUAAGCACCCCCCUAGAAACUCCUCUACAAAUCGUUAAAAAUCUUCGGGUAUGUGGUGACUGCCACACUGUUAUCAAGAUGAUAUCAAGGAUAACUGGCAGAAAAAUUACAUUGAGGGACUGGAACCGCUUUCACCAUUUCAGUGAUGGCUCCUGCUCCUGUGGAGAUUACUGGUAAUCACACUAUCAAGUGGUUGAGAACCAGAUCAACUGCAUUGCAAACUGCAUUGCAAGGUUCCAGCAACGAGAAGGUGACCGCAAUUAGCAACAAGAAUGGUUAGAACUUGCUUCCUUGCACUGAAAAAGAACGAUUAUUGUAAGUGGGUCAAAAGCCUCGUUGAUGAGGUCAAGACAAGCUGAAUUCCUUAUCAAAGACUGCAUUGCAGAGCAAGGUUUCCACGAUCCACUGUAAACAAAUGGAAAGACCUAUAGAUUGUCUUUGAAAAUUCUGCAUCAAAUGGAAGUUGAGGGCAAGCCUCAAGGAGCAUAGCACAACCAAGUGUAAGGUAGCUCACACUAGAGGGGUCUGAGGUUUGAAGACCGUCAACACUGUCAUGGUCUAGUGUAAAGCUUAUGAGCUGCAAACAAUGGCAAGCAUAACACCAGAAUUGAAGCAUGUACCAUAGGUCUACCCAGCCCCCGUAAACAAACCAGAACUUUGGAUGCAUGAUGGUGGCUUUGGGGUUUUUAUGUGGAAGGAAGUUUCCUAUAAGUAAACAUUUAAAAAUGUAUACAAAAGUUGAGUGCA